Molecule: messenger RNA, 1154 nt
Organism: Hipposideros armiger (great roundleaf bat)
Lineage: Eukaryota; Metazoa; Chordata; Mammalia; Chiroptera; Hipposideridae
Gene: DECR1
Product: 2,4-dienoyl-CoA reductase 1
Exons: 10
Coding region: 63-1052 (329 amino acids)
Biological process (GO): fatty acid beta-oxidation
Cellular component (GO): mitochondrion
Molecular function (GO): 2,4-dienoyl-CoA reductase (NADPH) activity
Source: RefSeq, a predicted model, not a curated record
CCUACUCCGCCCCGGGUCUCAGCCGUGCCCCUCGCGUUUCCCGGCUGCAUCCUUCGGCCGCCAUGGCGCUGUUCAGUCCGGUGUCCUUUGCUGCGGGCCGCUACCCUCGGCGGUUUUUCAGUUAUGGAACAAAAAUAUUGUAUCAAGACUAUGACGCUUUUCAGUCUAAAUUCUUUCCACCCCUGAAAAAAGCGAUGCUCCCACCGAACAGCUUUCAAGGCAAAGUGGCGUUCAUUACCGGAGGAGGCACUGGCCUGGGGAAAGGAAUGACCACUCUCCUGUCUAGCCUGGGUGCACAGUGUGUGAUCGCCAGCCGAAAGAUUGAUGUUUUGAAAGCUACUGCAGAAGAGAUUUCUUCUCAAACUGGAAAUAAGGUUCAUGCCAUUCAGUGUGAUGUGAGGGACCCGGAGAGGGUACAAAGCACGGUGUCGGAGCUGAUCAGCAUGGUGGGCCUUCCCAACAUCGUGAUAAACAAUGCUGCAGGCAAUUUUAUUUCUCCCACCGAGAGACUCUCUCCCAAUGCGUGGAAGACCAUAACCGAUAUAGUGCUGAAUGGCACGGCUUACGUGACACUGGAAAUCGGAAAGCAACUAAUUAAAGCACAGAAAGGGGCGGCAUUCCUGGCUAUCACCACCAUCUACGCCGAGACUGGGUCAGGCUUUGUGGUGCCCAGCGCUUCUGCCAAAGCAGGAGUGGAAGCCCUGAACAAGUCUCUUGCAGCUGAAUGGGGUAAAUACGGCAUACGAUUCAACGUGAUCCAACCGGGGCCCAUAAAAACCAAAGGUGCCUUUAGCCGUCUUGACCCAACUGGAGCAUUUGAGAAAGACUUGAUCAACCAAAUCCCCUGUGGUCGGCUGGGAACUGUGGAAGAACUUGCAAAUCUUGCUGCUUUCCUGUGUAGUGAUUAUGCUACUUGGAUUAAUGGAGCAGUCAUUCGAUUUGAUGGUGGAGAGGAAGUACUGCUGUCGGGUGAAUUCAACAAUCUGAGAAAGGUCACCAAGGACCAGUGGGACACCAUAGAAGGGCUGAUCAGGAAGACAAAAGGCUCCUAAGAUCCUCUGGUCUUCAUCUUGGUUACCAUGGAAAUGACACAGACUGUCUCUAUUUUUUGAAUAUUUUCAAGUCUAAUAAAUUGUUAAUUAACAACCAUUCAA